AGCUGGGUGGGCUCCAGAAACCAGAAGCCACUACCUCCAGAAGCAGAAGUCCUAUCAUGCCAGAGCCACCAGCAGCAACAACACCAUCUGCAAGAGAGCAUUUACUUCCUCCCCAUCUCGAAUCUCUAGCAAUAGUGGACUGUGCUGGCAUGUUGGGUGGGACUCUCCGUCUGCCUGCGCCCCUCAAGCGACUGUGCAUUAUUGGCAACAGUGGGUUGACAUCGCUGGAGUUUCUAUCGGGAGAGCACCCCACAUCGCUGGAAUUCCUUGAUCUCGAAAACUGCAGUACCCUGGCAUUCCUGCCGAAUGAGCCGCAAGUAUACAGGUCUCUCUGGUAUCUUGAAAUUAGAAUCUGCCCUGCUAUAAAGAAGCUCCUUAGAUGCCUGCAGCAGCAGCUGGGCAGCAUCAAACAGAAACGACUAGAUGCCUGCUAUGAAGCAACGGAAUUCAAAUCAUUUAAACCGAAGACAUGGAAGGAAGUACCAAGGCUAGCCCGUGAGCGGAGGCAGGCCUGCCGGAGCUGAAGCUCAUUCAGCUUUUAUUCCACGGAAAAUCUCAAGAUGUCAGGAAGCUCCAGCUGUUCACAAUAGGAGAAUAUCAUUGCAUCCUGUUAAAUAAAGUAGGAGAAGAGGGCGGAAACCACAUGUAAACGGCAUUAUAUGCAUUCUGUUUGCGUCAAAUAAUAUAAUGUGCCACUAGGUUACUAAUGCCAUGAUUGUAGUGAACCGACUAUGCUGAACUUGGACUUGUACGUUGUUCUGAUAUUUGUAAUACGGAUGAAUUAUGUUCCUGAAUAUCUCCCAGGUUAUAUUAUAUGACUCUGAGCAUGAAGACGUACUUGUGGGUUA
This is a messenger RNA of Triticum aestivum (bread wheat), 848 nucleotides long. RefSeq lists its product as uncharacterized. The transcript has 2 exons. The record is from RefSeq and is a predicted model, not a curated record. The coding region runs from base 57 to 524 and encodes 155 amino acids. Lineage: Eukaryota; Viridiplantae; Streptophyta; Magnoliopsida; Poales; Poaceae.